Messenger RNA from Eutrema salsugineum, 1214 nucleotides. RefSeq lists its product as uncharacterized. The transcript has a single exon. The record is from RefSeq and is a predicted model, not a curated record. Gene Ontology annotation, cellular component: membrane. NCBI's taxonomy places the organism in Eukaryota, Viridiplantae, Streptophyta, Magnoliopsida, Brassicales, Brassicaceae. The coding region runs from base 1 to 1038 and encodes 345 amino acids.
AUGGGUUCCUUCUCUUUAUGUACAUCAAAAAUCUCGAUCAUCAUCAUCACCAUACUUCUCUUAUCAUUUCACCAAUCUUACUCUCAACCCAUCCAAUCUACUCAUCUUCUAGAUCUUAUAAUCAGAGAUUACACCAUUAGAAACUUUAAGCUAAACCUCAACACAGGCACACCACAAAAAAUCCACCUCCCUUCUAAUUUCUCCGGUAUUGAAAUCGACACGGUCAAGUUAAGGUGCGGGAGUUUGAGAAGAUACGGUGCAAGAAUCGGAGAGUUUCACAUCGGCUCAGGCGUGACUGUGAAGCCAUGCCCGGAAAGAGUCAUGCUGGUUAGGCAAAACCUCGGUUCGAAUUGGUCUUCCAUCUACUCUACUGGUUAUAACUUAACCGGUUACAAUUACCAGCUCGUGUCACCGGUACUCGGUUUAUUAGCUUACAAUGCUAACCCUGACGGUGUAGCCACGAACCCUUUCGAGGUUAACGUUUCCGGUACGGAUCAAAACCCAAUUUUGAUCGAUUUCUUGAACAACAAGGCAAGUGGUAACACUAACCCUAGCACUAGCCCUAAGACGAUAACGAAGAACUCAUCAGUCUUGUGUGCGUGUUUCACAAGCAACGGUAACACAACGUUUAGUGAUCAAGUUUCGCCUUAUGUGUGUAAAGGAACAAGACAAGGACAUUACGCUCUCGUGAUGACGAUAGAAGCUCGAAGAAAAGAUGAUGAUAGUGGUGACGGUGGGAUGGUGACGUCAUCGACGGAGGUGAGUGGCGGAGGAGGAAGGUUGAGCCGGUGGAAAGUGGUGGUUGGGAGUGUGAUUGGGUCGGGGAUUGGAGCGAUUCUGCUAGGGAUGUUGGUGGUGGCGAUGUUGGUGAAGGUGAAGAAGAAAGCGGAGAGAGAAGAAAUGGAGAGAAGAGCUUAUGAAGAAGAAGCUCUUCAGGUUUCAAUGGUGGGUCAUGUUAGGGCUCCUACUGCUCCUGGAACUAGAACUCUUCCAAUAACUGCUGAUGAUAGGUAUAAAAACAGUCAUUUGAUUAAUUAACUAUCCUUAAUUAUAUUUUUUUCCCUGAUUUUUCACAAUUUAGUUUUGUUUUAACAUAUAUAUCAAAAUUAGUUUGAAUGAAAUCCAAAAUGAAAUUUCAUCCAAAAUUUUUCUUUUCUUUAAACGGCUAGAAUCUUUUGUUUUCUUUUUUUGUUUCCCUCUGCAAAAGUGAAGAC